Molecule: messenger RNA, 3213 nt
Organism: Petromyzon marinus (sea lamprey)
Lineage: Eukaryota; Metazoa; Chordata; Hyperoartia; Petromyzontiformes; Petromyzontidae
Source: RefSeq, a predicted model, not a curated record
CGACAUGACCCCCACCAUCGGAAGACGCAGAAGAUUAUUGUCAAAAAGAAACAAGAUUUCAUCGGGCUGUCGGGAUCAUCCACCCUCUCCAGCCGACUCGUUGCCUCCCAGGACCAAUCCUUUCUCCCACCCACGUCGGAGCUGGGGGAGCUGGACACGUGGCCCGAGGGGAGGAAUGCCUGGGAGGAGGAAGGAGACGCUAGUUGGGAGGCGGACGAGGUGUUGAGGCAGCAGAGGCAAAUGGAGAGGGAACGCCGCACAGCUGAGCAGCUUCGGAAGAAGGUGGAGAAGGACAUCCUGAGAGCCCAACGGAAGGAGCACGGGAAGAUCGCAGUGAAGCUCUCCUGACCUUCCCGCACACACGCACGCGCGCGCGCUCGCUCGUACAUGCAGUCGUAUGUGCACACCGUGGCAGGGACUGUCGAGAUUACAAUUGCGCUGUCAUCAAGAGCCAAAUUCUCCCGCAGUUCCCCUAGACCAGUGAUGUGCAACCCAGACGAGUUAGUGGGCCACAUGAGCGGCCCUCCUUCACCUCAGUGGGCCGCGAGCUUGACAUCGUGCUUGUGCACUGAUCAUGACCCCGUGCAUAACCCUAGAAACACUUAGACCAGGCCACCACCGAGGGGCCGCACGGGACGCAUGCCGCCCGCGGGCUGCAGGUUGCCCACCACUGCCCUAGACCCUCGUAGUUUAUUCCCAAGCGAUCGAGACACCUGGUUUUUGCAAGCAGCUGGCCUCUGGCCCGGCGAAUAGUGUGGGAGUUUUCGGGGGAGGUGGGCAGGGGUAAUGCCGAGUGAGUGGAGGUCGCACAAACACUGUUUUCCGUCUACGAGUUCCUGCCGUUGAUGGGAAAAUUUAAAAUCCCGCCGCUUCCUCCCCUCGGCGUUCAAGCACAUGGUACAAUUUUAAUGCGGCUUCACACGGAGUGUUAAAAACACACAAUUCCAUUUGCCCGUGUCGGAGCACUGAGCCAGCACCAUAGAGAUCUUCGGAUCCUUGAUUGCAAUUUCUCGGUGUAUCGAAUUGUGAUUUGUGUAGCUUACGAAAACUUAACAGGCUUAAACCCACAAUUGUAUCUCUGAUGGUCCAUUUUAGUAAAACCACAGUCCAUGCACCUCCUCAAAGGAGCAAAAUCUUUCAUAUUUGCCAUUCUUCUGUCGUUGCGCAGCACAGCGAGAGUCCGUACUGGAGGUGGUACAGUCCAAUUGGACAGCGUGGAUAAGGGAGACAAUCCAUCUAUAACCCCGCUGUGCUGGGAAAUUGCCGACAAAUCUGUGCUCUCAUGCAUAGGAUUAGCUCAGCGGACUGUUCCAUUUGUCUGUAAGGGGUGGACUGAAAGAGGGGUUCUUGUUUAAAUGAGACGGCGUUGUAAAAAGGGGAUGCGGUAAUUGUGAAUAUUAUUUAAUUGUAGGUUAACAUUCACGUGCGUGACAUUUUUAGAAAUUAUAGGUAUUUUCAUUUUACACUGCAGGCCACAUCGACCCCUACCAGCCUCAGUGUCCAUGGGCCACACAUCAGUGAAAUAGAUUUCUAAAUUGAAAACUCAUUCCUUUUGAACUGCUCUUUGUGUUGAGUUUGUUGUCCUUCCCCCGCACCUCCGAUUAGCACGGUUGGCUACGUAUGGUGCGAAAGAAGUUCAACAUACAAACAUACAAUGGGAGUCAACAGUUUGAUUCCCCCUACAGGCAGAUUUUGACAAUUGCUUUGGUAUGCUAACCAAAGAAUGCCACCGGCUGUAAAUAAUAAUGUCAUUUAUUAGCCUUGGAAAGACAAAGGGAGUCAAUACUUUUUCAUAAAAGUGCUGCUUUGCUGUUUGGCCAAUUCCUCAUGGCGUAUUUUACAUAUCCAUUAGAAACUGGAGUGCUUAGAGAAAACCCACAUGUACAAGGAGAUAACACACAAUACUAGCCAAUAGGCUGCUUUCCAGCGGACUAUUGUAAGCCAGUGCCUCGAGUUACACCUUAUGCGCGCCAAAAAAAGAUUAAACGUAUAACUUGCAUCAGUUAAAAUCGACUAUUACGAUACACGCAUCAUAUCAUGAGUGAUAGAAUCGAUUAUGAUUUUUGCAAAUUAUAUCCGAUGUUGUGCUGUUACAUUUAGCGUAAUGGGCUAAAGAAAAACUACAUAUGAGGCAGAACGAACGAGACGCAAUUAUGGGCGAGACGAAAUAAAAUCGAUUCUUGAAUUGAAUCGUGACCUGAAGCAAUCGUGGGGGGUUGGGGCUAGGUGAAUCGUUUAGAUGCCCAAACGUCGUGAUACGUGAUGUUCUUACCCGACCACAGCGCACGGGACAUCCCCAAAAGUAAUGCCUCAUUCAUUUCCCAACAACCUAUUGAAGUGAAAGACAACAGGUCAAAUCGUAUCAACGUCUGUCAAACGGCAGAAGCCUUGCUCGAUUGUGACAGUGCCAAACCACAUAACGAACCCAAGAACAUCGGCAGACCGUUAAACAGGUCGGGUCAGCUGCCCUGCCUCCCCCCACCGUCCAUCACAAUUCCCUCUUGAACGACAGCUUAUGUGCGCACCGUUUUUUUUUUAAAUGCCACCGUCUCUGGAAGGGCGUGGUUCACAAGUGGCUACAAGAUGCCAACGAAUCCCUUUCUCGUGGUGGAUGCCAGCCUGGUUGCUUUGCACAUUGACUCAAGUGCAGAGAGAAUGGUAGAGGCUGUGCUGAGCAAAUAACCAGAUGUUCGUGGCCUUUCCCAAAAGCGAAAAUCUAACGCGUGUUCAUUAAACAAGCACGGAGCAUCGCGUUUCAGUACGGACGUAAUCAUGCGUCGAUUUGUGGAUUAAUAUGGAUUAUUUAAGCUCAAAAGAUGUAUGCAUAUAACUGCAGGUGUUAGACUCAUGUUUUUGUUUUAGAUGUUCUAAAUAAGGGUUUAUUGCGAUUCCUGCAACCACGAGAGGCCACUACUUUCGCAAAAAAUAUGAAAAGGAAUAACGUUUUGAAUUGUAUUGCCAUCUUAAGUUGCGACAAUUCACCAAAUCUUUCGACCUGUAUUUUAGAGGCAUCUUUCCUUGAUGGAAUCUACUGAGGUUUUGGUAGGGGUCUUUAGGGCCUUAAGUCUACAUUUCAGACACCCUUUCAGAAUAAUAGCCUGGUUAGUGAAAGGAGGUAAUCUGCCUAUUUUUCACGACGAUAUACCAGAUGACUUCAGUUUGAGUUGGGAUGGCAAUUGGUGAUUAAAUGGUGAUUCAUUAUUGAGAACUGGU